Messenger RNA from Megalobrama amblycephala (Wuchang bream), 2473 nucleotides. RefSeq lists its product as uncharacterized. Bases 511 to 1341 code for a protein of 276 amino acids. The transcript has 6 exons. Lineage: Eukaryota; Metazoa; Chordata; Actinopteri; Cypriniformes; Xenocyprididae. The record is from RefSeq and is a predicted model, not a curated record.
GUGAGACAAUUUCACGCUAAACUCAAAAGUCUGUGGUCAGAGGAAGGCAGCCUUACCCAGCCUUAUCACACGCUCCGCCUAUAUCGCAUAUAAUGCAUAAAAACUCUUACUUCCAAUUAACACGCCUGAUGCUCACAUGCACCAAUAUUCAAACCGUAAGUUAAAAUGGCCAAAAUAUCGAUUAGGUCGAUAGGCAGCACACUAGGUUUUGUAAUUUGUACACAGCCAGGGCGUUUGUCAUAGUUGGUCAUGUCUCAUUACUGUUCGUCUUUCAGUUUUAUAAAAGGGUGAUCGCGAUCAGACGCAGAUUUGCUGCGCAGUUCAUUUGCGCUCUCAACACCACGCACAGUUUCUCUUCCUUUGUCGUUUGCGUUUUGAAGUGUUCGCAGAUCUAGGUGUUGCUGACUAAAGAAACAGAAAGUGAAGCUGCUGUCAGACUGGAGAACAGAGAGACGCAUCUCCACACUCCGCUUGGAUACAGAAGAUCAACGCGGAUAAACGUGCUUGAGGAUGGAGGAGGAAGCCGCAGUCAAGCCGUCAGUGGCUCAGCUGGCUGGAAGACUCAAAGGUCAUGCACUGCCAAUGCCAGGAAACAUGGAGGUGAAAUCUAUGAGAAGACCUCCAUGUUCUUUGGUGAUAAACAACCAAAAAGAUGAACAUGAACAAGAACAGAAGUCGUCCAAUUGUCCUCAUCCUCCUAAGAUCAAGAUAAAGAGUUCACCCUUCAUAGAAAAACUUCAGGCCAAUCUUGCUCUCUCUCCAACUGUCCUGCUCUCCCCACCCAAAAGUCCAGAGUCUAAACAGCCACCGACUGCCUCCUGUCCCAUCAGUCCCUGCAGCUCCGUGAGCUCCACCCUGCAGCCCACUCAGCUGUCCUGUGAAGAUGAGGCACCGGUUAGCUUCGAGCAGCCGGUCGAGGGCACGCCGCUGCCCAACAUCAACAAGAGUCGAGCUAGGCUGUCUUUCAAGCGACGGCUGCCCACACGGCUACACAGGAAGUCAGCAAGUGACGAGACAAAAAUGAAUGAAGGAUGUGACUCUCCGUUUCAACCAGAUACUCAACAGCAGAAUGGGGAUGAAGGGGAAUUGAUUGGUGGGCCUUUGCAGGUGGACACAGAAGAUAAAACAGACUCUGCUCAACCCACCAAUGACCCAAAGCAGGCAAACGACAGGGCAGAGCACAGAGAUGUACCCCAUGAAAAUGAGAGGACUGAAGUAACCCAUACAGAAAAAGUGGAACCUUCUGAUUGUGAACAGGCCCAAGAAGAAGAGAAGGAAGAGGACAGGGCAGAAGUGAAAGACGACAAGGAAGUGCUGGAUGCAGAAAACAACUCAGAAUAGACAUGAUAGGCUAAAGCUCAUCAAAAUGGAUUGAUGCAAGAUAAGCAUUGCUUUAGCAAACUAGAAUUGUGAGAAAGUUAUUCCAGACAACAGCCGAAUUGAGUUACUAAGAAACAGACUCCAGGAUGGAUGAAGAUGGACAGUGUCUGAAUUGUUCUCUUUUAGGAUUGUGGAUUUGGGGACUUAAUAUUGCUAUAGCAAAUAUCACACAAAGUUUUAGAUGUUUCAACGCAAUUUACGUUGUGGCGAGUUGGUGGUGAAUUUAUAUGAAUUUGUACAAACUCAUUUGUACGUUUUCGUAUGACCUGCUUACGCCUCACUGUAGGUUAGGUUUACUGAUGGACCUUCAUGCUUACUUUUUUUCUAAAACUUGUUUUCGUACAAAUCACAUUGUAUUAUUCAUACGAAUUUGCCACCAAUUCUGCCAAAAUGUAAAAUAGUUAUGUUUUCUCAAGUGGUCGGAUUAGAUCUGAGUUUUGUAGGGUUAUUCAUAUGCCUCGAUUUUCGAGCUUUCUUAUUCUUUCAAGUAAACUUAUGUUGCAUUCUUAUUUGCUGUUCAUAAAAUGAGAACACUUUCAGCUUUGGAGAUCAUUCUCCAUUUUGAAAGCACUUUUCGAGCCUUUACCCUAUAUGGAUAUUCAUGUUAUUCAGUUUAUGACUUGUAACAAGACAAAUAUCACCGAAAUAAGUGUUUUAAAAUAUCGCACAUGCCUCUGUGGCAGGCCUAGGCUCUGUAAAUAGCAAAAAAAAAAAAAAAAACAGGGCUGGCCUGCACUUUUUUGGACAAUCUGAAAACUAGUUAAUCAGAAACGCUCUGUAGGCUACAGUACCUGACAGUCAUUUUGAGUGUUUGGGUUUACUGACAUUGGUUUGGCUGUGAAGUUGAAGUUGCAAAAUCAGAAGUCACUAACUGCACUUUUACUUUUUGAUGUUUUCUUUUUGUUAAAUCUUGCAAACAUGGUAAACAAGCAAAAUACAAACAAAAUAUACCAGCAGUCUCUGUUGCUAUGCAAAGAUAUUUUAUCAUUAAAUGAAAAAGCCUGGGAUGUAUCACUGUGACUGCAAAGCUACUGUAUUGCAAUGACCUUUUAUUAUCCGUAUAAGAUUGAAUAAAGAGCUUUAUUUACGCUUA